Molecule: messenger RNA, 1174 nt
Organism: Artibeus jamaicensis (Jamaican fruit-eating bat)
Lineage: Eukaryota; Metazoa; Chordata; Mammalia; Chiroptera; Phyllostomidae
Gene: CGREF1
Product: cell growth regulator with EF-hand domain 1
Exons: 6
Coding region: 212-991 (259 amino acids)
Molecular function (GO): calcium ion binding
Source: RefSeq, a predicted model, not a curated record
CCGGGUCCCUGGUCAGGGCGGGGCGGCUGCCCUGCCCUCGAGCUGGCGCCCAGGACUCUGCCCGGGCCAGGGCGGCGGCUGCGGCCGGGAGGGCGACGUGGAGCGGCCACGUGGAGCUGCCCGGGGGCGGGCAGGGCGGCGAGGAGCUUGGCUCACGGCCCCGAGCGACUCCGAAGCCGCCCCCAGCUGGAGCCGCGCCGCCGCAGGAAAGAUGUUACUUGCUCCAGUCCCAGGAAAGAUGCUACCUCCGACAAUGAGACUGUUAGUGCUACUGCUGCUGCCCCUGAGUCGGGCUGCCCCCAAGGAUGGAACCACGAGGCUGGACCCCGAGGUGCAGCAGCAGCCCCUUCCCAACCCCUUCCAGCCAGGCCAGGAGCAGCUCCGACUCCUACAGAGCUACCUAAAGGGACUGAAGAGGAUGGAAGAGGACCCGGAGCACAUGACCCGGGAGCAGGUCCUGCUCUACCUCUUUGCCCUCCAUGACUAUGACCAGAGCGGACAGCUGGAUGGCCUGGAGCUCUUGUCCAUGUUGACAGCAGCUCUGGCCCCUGGAGCUGCUGACUCUCCUACCACCAACCCAGUGAUCCUGAUGGUGGAUGAGGUACUGGAGACCCAGGACCUGAACGGGGAUGGGCUCCUGACACCUGCAGAGAUCAUCAACUUUCCAGGAGAGGCCUUGACACGCUCGGAGCCACAAGACGUGGGCAGACAGUCCCUGUUGGCUAAAAGCCCAUCAAGACAAGAAGCACAGGAAGUCCUGGGUCUCAGAGAAGAAGCUGGGGGACAGGUGGAGGCCAGACAGGAGUCCUGGGAGCCUGUACAGGAGGCUGGAGGAAAAGCCCCAAGCCCUGGAGGGGAGGCUGGGGGACAGGCAGAAGCCAGGGACACUGGAAAGGAAGCAGAUGGGCUUCUGGGAAAAACGCUGGGGUCUCAGAACGCCCCAGAGGAUUUUGAGGUUCAUGCUAUACAACUGGAGAAUGAUGAGAUAUGAACCUUGAGGAUCCAGGUUUGUGCCCCUAGAAGUCUCAGCACCAGAACAUAAGUUCCAAAGGGUGGGGUGUGUAUGUUGGGAUAAGGACCACCUCUGUGCCCCCUUCCUGGCCUCAUUACGUGGCAGGUCUUUCUGUGCAGCUCAUGGAGACCCUAAGUUGAGGGCUGAAUAAAGGAAUGAAAA